Molecule: messenger RNA, 2931 nt
Organism: Meloidogyne enterolobii
Lineage: Eukaryota; Metazoa; Nematoda; Chromadorea; Rhabditida; Meloidogynidae
Source: the annotation of a GenBank genome assembly
AUGCAAAGUGAUACUGAAUCUGACACGUCUCGAUUUCAAGAACCGAAUGAAUUUAUUGAAAAUCUCCAAAAAGAACUUACUAGAUUAAUUGAAGGAUUUCAAUAUGUUAAAAGUUAUUCUGAUCGUGUUUAUUCCAAAUUAGCUCCAAUAGAAAAGUCUUUAAAAGAAGCACUAGUUUUGGUUGGGCUAACAAAACAAAAUAUGGAGAUACCAGAAUUGUGCCUUCAGAUCAACCCUUAUAUUCAACAAAUUGUGGAUGCAGCCAAAGCUCAAAAUCGAAAACCCAAACCAGAAGAUCUUGGAGAACUUGGACAAGACCCCGAAUUUUUGGGCUCUCUUUCAAAAGGUGUUUUAGAAUGGGUAAAAGCGAUUCAAAAAGUCAAAAAUAUGGAUCGAGAUCCAUCAACUGGUACUGCACUACAAGAAGCAACUUUUUGGAUUAAUUUGGAGAAGGCUCUAGUUAAAAUUACUGCAUUACGCGAUUCUGUUGAAGUUAUUACUACUUUAGAUGUGUUAAAGGCAGGAAAACGUUUUCAUGUUACGACUUCUUUUCAAUCUGAUACUGGUUUAAAAGACAAAUUGACAACUGUCUCAGACUAUAAUGUUUUAAUGAAGGAUUUGCCGUUAAGUGAACUUUUGGGUGCUUCUGAUUUGGAUUCUUUGCGUCAAGCAAUUCUAAACAUUUUCAACGUUUUAAAGAAAUUACGCAUUACAAAAUAUCCUGUUAAACGAGCUAUACAAUUUUUCAAUACAAUUUCGGCAGAUCUUUGUGAACAGAUGAUUCAGAUUCUCAAACCUCGUUUACUUAUGCAUGCUCCUAUUUCUGAACUUGACGAAGUUAUGGCAAUUUGCACAAAGAUUUGGUUUCAAUGGGAUGAGGAAUCUGACAAAAUUCAGGCAAUGUUUCGUGAGAUUGCAAAGCGGCAGCGUUCUGAUGUUAAAUUUCAACAUAAAAAUCAAUAUCGUCACAAAGAAUUAGAAAACAGAUUGAAUGAGCUUACCACCUUUCGCAAUGUUAUCUCUCGUGUUUUACGUUUUAAAGGAGCAAAUUCUCUUGGAAAUGUCUCUGGAAAACAAACUAAUCCAGAGAAAGAGGUUAUCAAGGCAUAUGAGACUAUUAAGGAAGUUAAUUAUCUUGAUUUGAGUCAUUCUGGUCAGCAAGCUUGGCAGAGUUCUAUGCAAUAUUACAAAAAUCAUAUCGUUGGAAUUGAAACUCAGUUAGCCUCACAUCUUCGUGAUCAACUUGGAAGCUGUAAAAGCGCAGAUGAUAUGUUUUCAAUCUUUUCUCGUUACAAUGCUCUUUUUGUUCGUCCUCAUAUUCAAACUGCUAUUAGGGAGUAUCAAGCUGUUCUAAUUGAUCGUGUUCGUGAAGAUAUUCGUAUUCUCCAAGAAACUAUUAUUGACCCAAAAAAGAUGGAAUUGGCAAUUUUUGUUGUAGAAGGAUAUGAUAUACCUGAAUUUUCUGCAAAAGUUAUGUGGCUUCGUCAAAAUGAGUUGCAGCUUAAUAUGAAUAUACAAAGAAUUGCUGAUAUUUUGGGAACACAAUGGGUUAAUCAUUCUGAAGGAAGAGAAUUGAAGAGGGAAUGUGAUUUACUAAAGAGACAACUCGAUACUACAGCAAUUUUCAAAGAAUGGUCUGAUAAAGUUUUGGAAAAAUGCAAAACAACCACAGACAGACUUUUUUAUGUUGAAAAACAACAACGUGAUGGGAAAGUUAUUUGUCGUCUUCGUGUUAAUUAUUCUGCUGAUUCUAUUCAAAUUGCUAAAGAUGUAAGAAACUUAAAGAAUAUGGGCAUUCACGUUCCAUUCAGAAUUCUGAGUUAUUCACAUGGAAUUAGUCAAUAUAAUCCUUAUGCAAUUUCAUUAAUGGAAUCUCUUCGAAUUUAUGAAUCAACAAAUGAAAUUAUUUUAACUCGUCCAUCAGUUGAAAAUUUGGUUGCAGGCCAUAGACUUGAAAUAAAUGACUUGUUUCUUGAGGGUUACAAAACUGAUUGGACCAAUUUUAAACUUGAGUCAUAUGUUUGUAAAUUUGGGGAGGCUGUGAACAAUUUUCUUGAGAAAGUAACGGAUCUGAUCGAAUAUCUUGAUAAGAUCGAUGUUGAGCUUGCUGCACUUGAUAAAUGUCGAUAUAAUAAAGAAACAAUUUCACAAAUCAUCGGGUCUAUUCAAAAAUCAAUUGAUCAAAUGACUUUUAAUGAUUAUUCUAAUUUGCACAAAUGGAUUGAAGAACUUGAUAAAACUUUGGAAGCUAAGCUUGCUCGUCGAUUAGAAGAAGCAAUUCAUGUUUGGACAUUAGUUUUACAACAAAAUCGUGAUGAAUUGGAGGAUGAGAGGGAAGCUAACAUUUCACCUAAAAUAAAUACAAUAUCUUUGGAGAUCCGUAUUGUUUCGCAGUUCAUUACUCUUGUUCCGUCUCUUGAGAAGGCUAAAUCUGAUCUUUUUGACCAAUUUUAUCAAUGGCAUUCAAUAAUAACUGCACAACCAAGAAUUUCUUCUCGUUUUCUGACACUUCAACAAAAUCAGGAUCUUCGUACUUACAGAUGUGUUCUUUUAAAACUUCCAAAAAAACAGCAACGACUUUUUGAGGCGUACAAAGCAAUUGAUGAUGUUCUUCUUAAAACAAAUGACUAUGUUAAACAUUGGACUCGUUAUCAAGCUCUUUGGGACCUGCAACAAGAUAUUCUUUUUGAAAGACUUGGAUCUGAGUUAACUAAUUGGAUGAAAGUGAUCUUGGAAAUAAAAAAAUCUCGUUCGAUGGUCGAUUCGCCAGAAUCUCAACAUAAAAUAUUCCCUUUCUCUGUUGAUUACUCACGUGUUCAGUCGAAAAUUUCCUCGAGACAUUAUUAUUGGCAAAAAGAAAUUUUGUCUGAAUUUGGAAAUUUUUUGGGUUCGUUUUUUAAUGUGGCACGCUCCAAAACUGCGCAAAACUAA